CAGGUAAGGGAAGGGAAGGGAAGUGAAGUGACAACGGAAGCAGAGGCAGCUGCUGUCAGAGAGAAGGUCUGAGUCUUUUGGCACUUAAUCAUACGUCUCUCGCUCGUCUGUUUCGUCUUCUCCCAAAACCGUAAACCUUUUUCUUGACAUUUUAUAGUGUAGACAUGGCUUUUGUCAAUAGAAUUAGCAAUGUGCUUAAACUGAGAGUGAGCAGGCAUAUGAAUUUGGAAUUAUCUGCUUCCAACUCGUCACUUUACCAGACUAUAAGAAGCAUGUCAUCUUCAAAGCUCUUUGUUGGAGGGCUUUCUUACAACACUGAUGAGACGAGUUUGAAGGAAGCCUUCUCUCAGCAUGGCGAAGUUGUUGAAGCUAGAAUUAUCAUGGAUCGUGACCAUGGAAACUCAAGAGGUUUUGGCUUUGUAACUUAUGCCUCUAGUGAGGAGGCUUCAGCAGCUAUUCAGGCAUUUGACGGCCAGGAUCUUCAUGGCCGACGGAUAAGGGUGAAUUAUGCAAAUGACAGGCCUCGGGCUCCAAGAUUUGAUGGUGGCUAUGGUUAUGGUGGCGGUGGCGGCUUUAACUAUGGUCGUGGAAAUGGUGGUUAUGGAGGCCCUGGAGGAUAUGCAAGUGGCGGUUAUGGAGGUGGUGGCCCAAGAGGUGGAUAUGAUAGUGGAAACUAUGGAAAUAGCAAUCAAUAUGCUAGUGGGGAUGGCAGGAUGGAUGGGUUCAGUGGCAGCAAUUACGGAAGUAGAGUUGGUGAUGGGAACGCUGGCAAUUUUGGUGCUAGUGGAGAUAGCCACUACUUGAGCAGUGAUUCAUCUAAUCAAGGUGGAUUUGCAAACUCUGGUUUUGAUGGAAAUGCCUCGCCAUAUGGACAAGCUCAGGAACAGUUGAGUGGCAAUCAAGGGGAAGCAGAUGCUCUUGACGAAGAUUUUGGCCAAGACACACUGAACGCAAACUACAAGGAUAAUGAUGAUGAUGAAGAUGAUUCCAAUGAUUACGUCAACACAAGGGGCUGAAAGUUCUCUUUUCCCCUAUCAAGAACCUGCUUGUACACAAAUCUAGUGCUCUAGGGCGAGGAAUUGAAGAGAUUAUCCAAAUAAAGUUUUAUGUUUCUAUGCUGUGUGUUAUGCAUGCAGAAGCUUUCUCGUGGUUUAUUAGCUGAAAGGCUGGACUCCUUUCUUUGGAAAGGGAAAGCGAGAAACCACACGGGAUUAAAGCAUUGAAUGCUGCAUGUGUUUUGUCCCAAGUAGGUUUAAUUUUCAAUUUUCUAAUUAGUGAUGGUCGAUGAAUCUUAUCCGAAACUUGUGAAGAUUUGUUUUGGAGGUGAUUCCCGUUGUCUCCUUUGCUGCUGUCCCCGUAUUGGUACAUAUGAACAAAGCCUUGCGCUAGUUCUUACCGUGAUUACUAUUGGUGUGAAAUGAUACCGGGAUAUCGUAGUUCUGCUGUGUAA
Coffea eugenioides is the source of this 1450-nucleotide messenger RNA. RefSeq names its product glycine-rich RNA-binding protein 2, mitochondrial-like. Lineage: Eukaryota; Viridiplantae; Streptophyta; Magnoliopsida; Gentianales; Rubiaceae. The transcript has 5 exons. Gene Ontology annotation, molecular function: RNA binding. Bases 165 to 1016 code for a protein of 283 amino acids. The record is from RefSeq and is a predicted model, not a curated record.